Molecule: messenger RNA, 2148 nt
Organism: Spodoptera exigua (beet armyworm)
Lineage: Eukaryota; Metazoa; Arthropoda; Insecta; Lepidoptera; Noctuidae
Source: the annotation of a GenBank genome assembly
CUACCCCACAAUAAAUAUUUAAUUAGCUCGCAGAUAUAGCGCGCCGCUCACUGCGGGGCCGGCGGCCGGCUCCUGCAGACUACUUCGCACUGCUCUGCCGGUGCCACUGCUGUACCCGUGACAUUUCUAUCGAGGCUAUAAACUCGUUUUAUUAAUUUAGAACAUACAUAUUCAUUGUUUUAGAUGCUGGCGAGUAGUCCUACUGGGCGCACGUUCGUCGCCGACCUCAGUGGAUGCGGCACACUGAACGCCAGUCCCCGCCGGCAGCUGAGUGAGAUACAGUGAGAUACGUGCGAGUGUCAGCAGGCGGUUCCCGAGCCUGGCGGAACAGGUCACUGACCGUUGUGGCAACAGAGGGGGAGGAACAUGGCAGAGCUGAACGCGGAGACCAAGCGCGUGCACCUGGACGAGGUGCUGGGGCAGUUGGGGGCUUUCGGGCGCCACCAGGCCGUCACCAUGGCCAUGCUGGCGCUCGUGUACGCCACCAACUCCAUGUACAACGUCAACUACGUCUUCGCCGUCGAGGACGUCGGCUACAGAUGCAGGAUACCAUCGUGCGACGGUCCCGACGCGCGGUUCAGCGUGCCCUGGCUGAACCAGUCGCAGGAGUGGUCGGACGAGCCACUGAAGCAGUGCCGGGCGCCCGUGGUCACUGGCUGCGCGCUCUCCAACCACACCGGGGAUGAGCUCUGCACGCAGUGGGUCUAUGAGAAGCCGGACAGCUUCACCGCAGAGUUCGGGCUGGCGUGCGACGACUGGAAGCAGACUCUGGUGGGCACCGUGCACAGCUUCGGCAACAUGCUGGGCCUGCUCAUACAAGGCCAGAUCUCGGACAGGUUCGGCCGCAAGACGGCGGCGGUGUUCGCGGGCACGAUGGGUGCGGCGCUGGGACUCACCAAGAGCUUCGCCACAUCCUUCUGGUUCUACAUCGUGCUGGAGGCACUCGAGGCGGCCGUUGGUGAUGCGCUGUCUCCCAUGUUUAUGCUGAGUAUAGAAAUUGUGGAGAAAAAGCGAGCUGUUCUAUUCCAAAUGAUUUUACUGAACUGUUACACAUGCGGCCUCAUCGUGAUGCCGUUCAUUGCAUGGGCGGUGCCCUACUGGAGGAACUUCCUACGGGUCAUCUACGCCCCGACACUUCUCAUCCUCACUUACUCCAUUUUCUUGGACGAAAGCAUCCGCUGGCUGUACAGCAAAGGCAGGAAGGAGCGCGCCGUGCAGCUGAUACAGAAGAUAGCGAAGAGGAACGGCGUCAACAUUGACGGCACCAUGCUGGACAAGCUGGACUACGCGGAUGAAGAGACCAAGACUGGCGUCAGCGACAGGAAGCUGCUCAUGAAGACGUUCAAGUCCAGAAUCAUGAUGCAAAGGUUCCUGGUGUGCAUGGUGUGGUGGUUCACCAUCACGCUGAUUAACUACGGCAUGAUGAUCAGCGCAGUUCACAUCGCCGGCAACAAGUACGUCAACUUCUCCCUGCUGAUGCUGAUGGACAUCCCCGCCAAUGUGUUCUACUGGCUAGCACUCUCCAAGUACAAGAGGAAGAUACCACUCCUCGCAUCCUUCAUAGUUGGAGGAAUAUUUUGCAUCUCGCAGCCUUUCGUGCCUAAAGGCUACGCGUGGCUGGGGCUGACCCUGUUCAUGAUGUUCGAGAUGCUGGCCACGUUCUCGUACAACAUCGUCUACAUGUACACGUCCGAGCUGUUCCCCACCUACACCAGGAACUCCAUGCACUCCAUCUGCUCCGCCAUCGGCCGCGUCGGCUCGCUGGUCGCGCCGCAGACCCCGCUGCUGAUGUCGUACUGGUAUGGACUUCCAACAUUCCUGUUCGGCGUGACGUCCGUAGUGGCAGGCUCGCUGACGCUGCUCAUGCCGGAGACGGCUCGGUCUGAACUGCCCGACACCGUCGCAGAAGCUGAACGAAUCGGACGCAAGCAGCUUGCACCAGAGCAACAAAGCCUCACGCAACGGAACAGGAGACGAAGUUAGGCCACCGAAGUGUUGGCAACUUUGUCAAGUCGUAUAUGCUGCGUGCUUCCCUCGGGCUCCAGUGGAAGCUCACUCUCACGCCUACCUCCUCUCAUGUGAUAUGUCUUUACGUUAACGGUCGCUUCUAUCUCGAGUUGGUAAUAGUUACAUAAUUUCGUAUUCGCA